Molecule: messenger RNA, 2387 nt
Organism: Cantharellus anzutake
Lineage: Eukaryota; Fungi; Basidiomycota; Agaricomycetes; Cantharellales; Hydnaceae
Product: major facilitator superfamily domain-containing protein
Exons: 11
Coding region: 191-2308 (705 amino acids)
Biological process (GO): transmembrane transport
Cellular component (GO): membrane
Molecular function (GO): transmembrane transporter activity
Source: RefSeq, a predicted model, not a curated record
CCGGCCUCGAAUUCAUUGAAAGACCUGCUACACACACGCCUAUCGUUGCAAAUUCACUUGUCCAUCACUUCCAUUCUGAAUCUAUGCGAAUGUAUGCGCCAUCACUCUCCUUAUCUCAGUAGCCUCAGAGGCCUUCAUACACACUCUUGUAACAACACCCUUCGUGUUUCUUGUCAACCGACGACAAGCUAUGGCUUCCAGCAAUCAUCCAAUUCUACUGAGUCCAUCACAUCCUAACAGCGGCGAACAUUCUCCACACCAACGCGACCGCUCUGUCUCUGCCGCUCGUUCAAUCGAUAUCGUCCCACUGCCCGCAGAAAUCUCGAUCUCUAGCAAAGCUCCUCCUAACAGCGCUGACAUUGGUGAUAAUAACGGCGACAAGGCCGACAGUGAAGACGAUGAUAACUCGUUUGUGGCUCCUGAGGAUGAAGAAGUCCCCUUUCAUGAACGACCAUGGUACAAACGACCUUCGGCAUGGUGGAUACUCCCAGUAUUCGGUUUCGUGACGUGCUUUAUGUUCAUGACCGUCGCUGCGAAAACGGAAAUCUACAUUCGCCUUGUAUGCGAAGCCUAUAAGCCAGAAAUCGCUUCUCCACUCGUCAUCGACAAUAAUAGUAGUAGUAGUACUACUGAACCUGUCUUUAUUGGCCGAUCGACGUUUGUCCCAUUUGGUGACUGGGGGAUAAACUCUCAAUAUUAUGACGUCAAAGUCCCCCGUCCUACAUCGCAAUGUCGUGCAGAUCCGGAAGUCGGCCGUCGGGUCGCAGCGCUGGCUACCAUGAUCACUUUGACGUUGGGACUUUUUUCCGUUUUAACCACAGGUUUUUGGUCCAAACUUUCAGAUAGUAAAGGGCGCACUUGGGUACUUAAAAUUUGUGUCCUUGGAGCAGUCUUAUCAGACAUCAACUUCAUCGCCGUCACGCUUUAUUCUCGUCAGAUUCCUGGAAGCUAUAAUCGAUUCUUAUGGAGCUCCAUCGUUGAUGGUUUGGCUGGGGGAGCCGUGACGAGUUCGGCAGCGGCGCAUGCAUAUAUCAGCGAUUGUGUCCAUCCGACAGCGAGGUCACGCAUGUUUUCCCUGUAUUUGGGCAUUCUCUACGUGGGGAUGGCGGUCAGUCCAGCUCUCGGCGGUAUCGCCAUUUCACGAACGGGAGAUCUCCUCACCCCCUUUUAUGCCGCUACAGCAGGCCACGUCGCUUACUUUCUUACCAUGUUCUUCCUCGUUCCCGAAUCGCUCUCCAAACGUCAAAUGGUCAUCACCGCGGAGAGGAGGAAAGCUGAAGCCGAAGCGAGCAAGGAGCGAAUGAUGAUGACAACGACAGGAAACCCGCAUGAGCAUAAGGGUUGUAGUGGUAGUAGGGCGCGAGUGAUGAGAGUUGUGAAGAGUACUUUGUUUGGGUUUCUGGAACCUUUGGUGGUGUUUGCUCCUCAGGCUGUCGAUAGAGAUCGAGAUCGAGAGCGGGAGGAAGUUGGGAGUGGUCGGAAGAAGGAUUGGAAUUUGACGCUUAUCGCUGGUGCUUCUGCAUUUGUGUCAUCUCUCGUCGGCGCUUCACAAUUCAAGUUCCAGUAUGCUGCUGCGCUGUUUGAUUGGACCUCGGAAGAGAUUGGAUAUUGGGUGACUGCUGUUGGAGUCACCCGGUCCGUCCAUCUCGUCGUUGUGCUGCCAUUGAUAAUCAAGAUUUUUGGUCCAAAGCGUGCUGACCUUCGUGAUCAAGACAUUGCACCAAACGACGAUCGGAACGACUUAGACGCACACCACUCCCCCUCCGAUGCAACUACUAGUAGCAGGGGCACUGAACGAACGCCCUUAAUCCACCCAUCUCGUCCUGGCGUGUCUUCACGUUUCUCACACGCCCAUCAUCAUCAUCAUCAUCAUCAUAACGUCGCAUUCGAUCUUCGUAUCGCAAAGGGAUCGCUCCUGGUAGAUAUGAUUGCAUACUUUUUGACGAGCUUGGCCCUCGAAUCUAGGACGUUUAGCGUUGCGACGCUCCUUUCGUCGUUCGGGGCUGGAUAUGCACCGGCUGCUCAGAGUUUGGCGUUAUCGCUCAUGUCAGGGGGAGGAGGAGGAGGGAGUGGUGGUGGUGGUGAUGCUGGGAAACUUUUCGGUGCUUUUGCGGUCAUCAAUUCUUUAUCAUCACAAAUCGCUGGACCAGCUAUGUAUGGUGCAACUUAUAUCCUUACGGUUUCUUGGUUUCCUCAGGGGAUACUUUGGCUUUCUUUUCUCAUUUCGUUCGUUGCCUUUCUGUCGUUCUCGUUUAUUAGACAUCCUCUCGCUCCGCCGCACGGUACUUAUAAUAAGGGCGUUCCUUAAGAGAGUCAUAAAUACCAGGCGUCAAGCCCCUGUACUAGUUAGUAGCUCUGAAAUCGAUUAUGCAGUAUGCGGGUGACGG